UAGUGCUUAAAUUCUCUUGGGUUCUGUGAGUGUGGGUUUACGUCAUAUUUCUAAUCGUCUAUAAAGUUUUUAAGAUUCUAAAUUUCUAUUUUGAAGAAGUUAAAACGCCAUUUUUGCCUACGUUUUAAAUAUUGCUUUAGGAAGACACUAGAGUUCAAAUCCUACAAUUUUCAACAAAUAAUUGUGUUUAAAUUUGAGCUACUCGUCCAUUAACAAGACAUCGUAGAAAUAACAAUUAUUAUCAACAAUGGAAAAUCAGGGUGGCACAUCUGGACCUAGGGUAAGCGACAAGAAGCUUGCUCAAACCCAAGCUAAAGUUGAUGAAGUGGUUGGUAUAAUGCGAGUGAAUGUUGAGAAAGUAUUAGAGAGAGAUCAGAAACUGUCGGAAUUAGACAAUCGUGCUGACGCUCUACAACACGGGGCAGCUCAAUUUGAGCAACAGGCUGGUAAACUUAAACGAAAAUACUGGUGGCAAAACUUAAAGAUGAUGAUAAUCAUAGGCGCGGUUGGAGCUAUUUUGCUUAUAAUCAUAAUAGUGUGGGCUACUGGAGGCAGUGGAAACUCCAGUAACAGUGCUCCUGCUGUCACACCAGCACCUGAUGCAUCUGGAUGAAGAAUGGGCCAACACUUGUACCUUGCUUUAAAGUUAUUUAAUUUAACUGAUGUUUCUAAAAUAUCUUGACUGACAGAAAACAACUAUUUUAUAAUAAUUUACUCUUUGUGGUUCUUACUCUACAAAACCUGCACAAAUAAUGUACUAGCAUACAUUUCUAAAGUUUUAAAUAUUUUGAUAUAUAAUAUACAUGUCUUAAAAGGCAACCAGUGUUAAAUUGUUAUAUUAAAACAAAAUAUAUUAUGGAAUGUUAUAGUAUGCAAUAUUUAAGUAUUUUGAUAUUGCUGUAGUCUACUUGUUAUAGUUUUAAGGCAAAUGGAUGUUACAUCAUAGUUGUGAUGUUUGAUGGAUUACAAGUUGUCUUCUGUUAUAAAUUAAAUUGUUUUGUAAUAACUUAUCAACAAUGCUAUUAUGUUUUAUGUAAGAGAUUAAUUGUUUCAUUUUCUUUUACCUUUAGUAUUUUGUCAUUUAGGUGUAAAGAUGAAAAUAUUAUUGCUUUGUGUGUUAACCAUUGAUAUAACAAUGGUUAUAGUAUAUACCAUCCAUGUUGGAAGCCACAACAAAAUACUAUUCUGUUAGUCAAUAAUUUCAAACAAACAUUCAUCACUAAAAUCUGAACUGAAAAGUAUUUUGUCAGGCACAAGUAUUAAUAUAUAAAUACAACAUAAGUUAUUAUUUCUAUAUACUUUAAACAUAUUUUUUCUUUUGUGUUUCUUAUAAUAAAUGGGACCAGUUUAUGUAUAAGACCAAUGCGCACCAAUUAACUAUUGGAUCAUGGAUGUUCAUCAUAUUGUAUGGAGAAAACAUUGUAUUAUAAUGAAGAAAUCUUUGUCUGUUUAUAUAUUGUAAAAAAAUAAAUAUUAUAUUAUCAGA
Messenger RNA from Leptidea sinapis, 1486 nucleotides. Its product is annotated as synaptobrevin-1-like. Lineage: Eukaryota; Metazoa; Arthropoda; Insecta; Lepidoptera; Pieridae. Gene Ontology annotation, cellular component: SNARE complex; plasma membrane. Gene Ontology annotation, biological process: vesicle fusion; vesicle-mediated transport. Gene Ontology annotation, molecular function: syntaxin binding; SNAP receptor activity. The coding region runs from base 248 to 613 and encodes 121 amino acids. The record is from RefSeq and is a predicted model, not a curated record. The transcript has a single exon.